AUGUGCCUUGAAAGCGAUACUUGGACAGCAGUCCCACGCUUGGAGAACGUCAGCUGUGACUUCAAGAUGGACGCCUGUGGUUGGGACGAGCAGGCCGCGUUAGGUCCGUUACUGGUAGGUAUUGGAUUGGCACAUGUUGCAUCAGCCCAUUGUCAGGACUGGUUCUUGGAUGAUCUAGGCUGGGCUUCCUCGGUGCUGUUCCGAAAUGCCACCUUGACAAGUCCCUUAUUUCCGGCGAUCAAUGCAACAGGCUUGCGCUGGAAUUUCGCCUACUUUAUACAGGAUUUCAUUGGUUUCGCCGCAUACACUGGAUACACGGGCGAAGUCCCCACUCUUGAGCUGCAGUACUUCGAUGGUGCUGUCUGGACGGCUUCAUGGAGCAGGUCUUGCUGUCAGGUGUGGCGCCGUGCUUCCGUGCAGCUACCGGCAGAAGCACAAGCUUUGCGAUUCAUGAGCAACACAAACUCGGCUGUCGAUGACGUUGGCCUGGCUUCCCUUGACUCAGGUGAUUUGGCCUGCGAUUUCGAGGUCGACUCCUGCAAUUGGGUUUCCGGCGGCUCCACGUGGCAGCACACGUUUCGCGAUACUGAACCAGCACGCUCCGACACAAGUUUGACGACUGGCAAGUCCUACCUGUCGACUGCAGCCAACUCAUCAGAAACGUUUGUCUUGGAGAGCAUGCCUUUCAACUCUAUGCAGCACGCCUUUGCCUUUGCCUACCAGGUCAUUGGCUCGCACACUGCGGCGCUUGAGCUGCAGUGCAAGACCGCAUCCAACGACUGGGUGCAGCUCUUUGUGAAGACGGGAGGCCAAGGCUCAGACUGGCAUGAGGCCAUCGUCAGCAUUCCCGCGGGCAGCACCGCGCUCCGGUUCCUGGCCAACGUGACCUCGGAGGAUGCCGUGAGCCUGGACUCCUUCGUCGUGAUGAACGUGGCCUCGAGCCUCGAGAACAUCAGCUGCAGCUUCGACGCGGACCUCUGUGGCUGGGUGCAUCAGGGCCAGGCAGGGCUCUCUGGCGGCCUGGAUUUUCUUCUGGGCCGCACGCUGUUGGCAUCGAAGCAGGUAUCCUCUGGGAUGUCAGAUGAUGCCAAACAGGACCGCAAAUAG
This is a messenger RNA of Symbiodinium natans, 1107 nucleotides long. The record is from the annotation of a GenBank genome assembly. Lineage: Eukaryota; Dinophyceae; Suessiales; Symbiodiniaceae.